AUGGGAGACAUCAAUGAAUCGGAGCGAAGUGAAGCAGGAGGUUUGCAUGAUCUACCGCAACUAAAUUCAGCAAUCAACUCCAAUCGCAGAGAGCGGCCACCAAUGAUCAACUUAUCAACUGGAGAUGUCGCCAGUCGCGUUCCCUUGCGGCAGCCAAAGGUCCUGAGGAAGGAUUCGAAGGGUGGACUCCGCGGUAUGUUCACACGAAACAAGACUGAAAAAGCGGUCGUCAUAUCGCCAUUGAUUGAGGAGACCCCUUCAUUAUCUGGAUUCUCGGAGAGGUCUAUGAAAGCUGCAGCGGAAGCAAACUUACCCCGUAGCCUUUCCAUGAAAAUGGUCAUGCAGAAAGCCGAGAAACCUACUCCAGUAACAGAAAUCAUCAUGCCUGCUACGCCAGCACAAUCCACUGCCAAAGCUUCGCGGAUGAAUCUCAGGUCUAAAUCAGUGAAAUCGAUGAAGACCCCCAGCAAACCAACCCCAAAGUCACCGAGUACAAAGUCUUCGCCCCGGCCACCCACGCGGACGUCGGCAGCUUGGGAUCCACCGCCACUCUUUCAAGCCUACCCGCAGGCUAUAAAGCAUGCUCAGCUUUCCGCUUCAACACUUUCCGCUGAUGCUAUCCUUCGCAUGAGCAACCACAAGAGAAAUAACAGUCUCCGGGACGAAAUCGCUCAGGUUGAAGCCACGGAUCUUACGAGCGCAGCAGCUAGGAAAGCUGAAAAGGCGAAAAGUAAACACAAACGACAAAUCUCGGGAUCACUGUCUAAGGCGGACUGGACUCAAAAGAUUUUCGUUUUAGUAACUUCUGGCUAUUUAUUGCAAUAUGCAGGUGACGGAUCAUUCGAUAGGUUACCAGAGAAGAUGAUGCAACUUGGGAAGGAUUCUGUUGCUUUCGCUAGCGACGUAAUCCCAGGGAAGCACUGGGUACUACAAAUUUCGCAAGCUAUGGAUUCCGAUGGUACACCAGCUUCAGAUUCGAGAUCUCUAUUAUCGCGGCUUGCUUUUAGGGGCGCUGAUUACCGAAGAUCUGCAACUAGCUUGUUGCUUGUCCUCAAUAGUGCCGAGGAUAUGGACUCAUGGAUUGCCGUUGUAAGGAGGGAGAUCGAAGCAUUAGGCGGCAAGAAACAUGUUUCGGAAACAGGAAAACCCAAACCGGACGACAAAGUUAUGCAACUGAGAGCGCAGCCAAGCCAUCGAUACCUCAUCCACAGGAAUACGGACGAGACGUCUAAUCCAGCCUCGCCCCAGAUCCCAUCGUUCGGACCACCUCCAUGGGUUAAGGAGAAAGACAAUGAACUACAGAAAAAGCUAGAGGAGGCAACAUCGGAAUUAAUACGACCGCAGUCGUCAUCAGUCCGUCCUUCGACUAGUUACCACUCGAGGGCUGGCAGUGUCACUUCAAACGAUGGACGUCAACUUGAGAGUCUAAGAGAUAGCUCAAACAGAUUCUCUUAUGUUUCUUCUGGCCAACGAACACUGAUCACUUCUCAAGACUCUUCACCAGCUACUUCGCCAACUAGAGAAAGCGGAAACUUCGACGACAUCAUUCCCAAGCCUUCUAUCGAAGAUCUACACCUCCGACCAAAUGCAGCAGCUGUGAAUGAACGUAGGAGAUCCAUGCAGACCAUGCACGCCCCUCUCCUGGAACCGCAAGCCACGGCAAAGCUCCAUCGACAUUCAACAUACGGUGGUCCAGCCAAUCCAAGUCGAAGCCGCUCUCCAGGCCUAACACCAAAUUUCAGCGUUCCAAAUUCUUCGAUUAAACGCUAUUCUAUGGCUAAGAGUCCAUCGCCCACACCACCCGUACCAAGCAAAACUCUUGGAUCCGGGCAACGGGAUUCCAUUCUGAGGGGACCUCGCAAAGCACCCCCCUCCGCGCUUCACGUUCCACGCCCUCUUUCUCCAGUAAAAGCCUCGCCGAAAAAGGCUGCCCCCAUGAUCGUCAUGCCCGUGGACUCAGACCCAAUCUCAGGUCCAAGCACCACCCAAUCCUUCUCGCUAGUCCAAAACGCCAAGCUAUCCGUGAUUACCAUCCCACCACGCUCACCUACUACACCAUCCAACGCCAUGCCCACCCCUCCACCCCGCCGCAUGUCAAGUCUCACGCCGCUUGCUCCCCAUGAAGCAGCACACAUUGACUUCCACCUGCCUCGCAGGUACUCGAGCAUGCAGACACUUCGCGAAAUAAGCGAGAAACAUGCGUUGAAUAACAACAAUCUCGAUGCACCGCUACGCCCUGCGCCUCUACCACCGGCGGCACUUUCAACACCAUUGCCGAGCUCGCCGUUUGUAUCAACGUUUGAGCUUCCUAUCUCAACUACACAACAGAGUCAAAGUCAACGCCACGGUCAGGAUCAGACUCAAAAUCAUUCACACUCCCACUCGCAAAGACCUCGAAGCAGAGCCAGUGCCCGCUCACCACAGCCCGUUCCCGUCCUCGUACCCGCCCUAGCAAACACCAAGUCCAAAGUCAAACGCCCAAUCAGCAUGCAAAUCGCCCCCGCCGCCGCCCACAGAAACAACCCGUACCUUUCUCUCAAGACCAAAUCUCCCCAUAUUGCAUCUCAAGCCAACACCCUCUCGCCUCGACCUUUCUCCUCAUCUUCAAACACCUCCUCUACCUCAACAUUGUAUUCGCACUCUUCUACCAACGGCCACGUCUUGACGCCGCUGACUUCAGUGUCGAUGCUUUCACCUGGUUUGCAGCGGGUGAAAGAGCAUGAGAUUAGCAGGACGGUGAUCAAUAGGCGGAGUAUGCCGGCGUUGGUUAAUGGACCACCGCCUGCGCCGCCGCCAGAUUGCGCGUUACCUCCUAUACCGCCGCCUGGGAGUUCGAGGGGAAGUGUGGGGAGUAGGGGGAGUUUGGUGAGGUGA
This is a messenger RNA of Cadophora gregata, 2874 nucleotides long. RefSeq lists its product as uncharacterized. Bases 1 to 2874 code for a protein of 957 amino acids. The transcript is spliced from 2 exons. The record is from RefSeq and is a predicted model, not a curated record. NCBI's taxonomy places the organism in Eukaryota, Fungi, Ascomycota, Leotiomycetes, Helotiales, Ploettnerulaceae.